GGAGGAGGGACCCAAAGCAGCACUGCAGGUCCAGCAAUCCACACUCACACUUGGCUUUCAUUGGAUCCAAAGGGGGAACAAACUAGGAAUUUUUUCCCUCCCGCCUUGGGCCCCCUCUCCCUACUUUCCGGCACCCCCUUCCCACCACCAAUUUGGCAGCAAUGACCCCCUUUGACAAGAGCUCCGCCGUUGCCCAGCUUGAGAGCUUGAGUCGUCGGCCCCGUUACUGCCUGCAGUGCUCCUGAGUUCGAGGGCGGCUGCCCGGACAGGAGAAGGACCAACGAAGGAGACGGCAGUACCCUCAAGGAAGUAUACAAGGCUGGGAAUCUCACCGUUUUUGCUAGCGACUGUCAGAGUCUCGCUCAACAGCCGGUCCAAUUGGACUUCCAUUUUGCACGGGGCGGCCAAGGUAUUGCGCAUUGGCACGGCAUCCUCCGAGAUAACGCCGUUUUCCUCGACGUCCCCCGCCUCGUGCUGGACUUCAACAGCCGCGAGAGCUUGGCUGCGACGCUGGAAUACAUAGAAGACAAGACGGAGGCAGAGCGGGUGUUUGUCAACUUCAGCAAGUCUCGGCGCGACCGAGGUGACCUGCUCCGGACGUUUGGCUUCUUGGGUUUUGAACUCAUGCGGCCGGAUGACCCUGCCCUUCCGCUCUGGGAGGAUGCCGUCUUCAUGGUCUACCCCAUGGAACGAGAAGUCUGCCCAGAGCAGGCCGAAGAGAUCCUAAAAACAGGCCUACUGAAGGACCAGGAUGAGGCUAUGUUGCUGGGAUGACCAUGAUGGGCACCUGUCUGGGAUUUGUAAUCCAAAGUGGCAUUAAAUGGGCAUGAAAACACUG
Anolis carolinensis (green anole) is the source of this 838-nucleotide messenger RNA. It is a transcript of the gene oaz3, whose product is annotated as ornithine decarboxylase antizyme 3. Lineage: Eukaryota; Metazoa; Chordata; Lepidosauria; Squamata; Anolidae. Gene Ontology annotation, biological process: positive regulation of protein catabolic process. The transcript has 5 exons. Gene Ontology annotation, cellular component: cytoplasm; nucleus. The record is from RefSeq and is marked reviewed. Gene Ontology annotation, molecular function: ornithine decarboxylase inhibitor activity.